GAUGCUCUUCACCGCCACGGUGACGGAUUUCCUGGCCAUUGACGCCGUCAUCUACCGCAGCCUGGGGGACAGCCCGACCCUCCGCACCGUCAAACACGACUCCAAAUGGUUCAAAGAGCCCUACUUCGUGCACGCCGUGGAAUGGAGGAGCCACGUCUACUUCUUCUUCCGGGAGAUCGCCAUGGAGUUCAACUAUCUGGAGAAGGUGGUGGUGUCCCGGGUGGCCCGGGUGUGCAAGAACGACAUGGGGGGCUCGCAGCGGGUGCUGGAGAAGCAGUGGACCUCCUUCCUCAAGGCCCGGCUCAACUGCUCCGUGCCGGGCGACUCGCACUUCUACUUCAACGUUAUCCAAGCCGUGACGGACAUCCUGGAGCUGGAUGGGCGCCCCGUGGUGCUGGCCGUCUUCUCCACGCCUGCCAACAGGUCGGACCCUCUUGCGCCCCGCUGA
Messenger RNA from Pygoscelis adeliae (Adelie penguin), 448 nucleotides. Its product is annotated as semaphorin-6B-like. Gene Ontology annotation, molecular function: semaphorin receptor binding; chemorepellent activity. The record is from RefSeq and is a predicted model, not a curated record. Lineage: Eukaryota; Metazoa; Chordata; Aves; Sphenisciformes; Spheniscidae. Bases 2 to 448 code for a protein of 148 amino acids. Gene Ontology annotation, biological process: neural crest cell migration; positive regulation of cell migration; negative regulation of axon extension involved in axon guidance. The transcript is spliced from 3 exons.